Molecule: messenger RNA, 1773 nt
Organism: Vanessa atalanta (red admiral)
Lineage: Eukaryota; Metazoa; Arthropoda; Insecta; Lepidoptera; Nymphalidae
Gene: Eno
Product: enolase
Exons: 8
Coding region: 178-1479 (433 amino acids)
Biological process (GO): glycolytic process
Cellular component (GO): phosphopyruvate hydratase complex
Molecular function (GO): magnesium ion binding; phosphopyruvate hydratase activity
Source: RefSeq, a predicted model, not a curated record
CUAUGCAAUAGGCAACCCUAAUUUCACCUUGCGAAGGUCAAACGUAUACUUAUACAGCUCAGCAGCCGGCUAAAUCUUGACAUCAAUUUCAAUUUGCAAAGGUUAAAGAAGUCAUAUCUUACUGAGUUUUAUUUUUUGAACAAGGUGUUUAAUACAAUACAUUACAAUUUGUUUAAAAUGGCUAUCAAGUCAAUCAAGGCUCGUCAAAUUUUUGACUCCCGUGGCAAUCCUACCGUCGAAGUCGAUUUGGUGACUGAACUUGGUCUCUUCCGGGCAGCAGUGCCGUCUGGGGCUUCAACUGGUGUUCACGAAGCUCUUGAAUUGAGAGACAAUGUCAAGGGCGAAUAUCAUGGUAAAGGUGUUCUCACUGCCAUUAAAAAUAUCAACUCAAUUAUUGCUCCAGAGCUAUUAAAACAGAGUUUCGAAGUAACUCAGCAGAAAGAAAUUGAUCAAUUUAUGCUUAACCUUGAUGGAACUGAGAACAAAUCUAAACUUGGUGCCAAUGCUAUUCUUGGUGUUUCUCUGGCUGUAGCCAAGGCUGGUGCAGCAAAGAAGGGUAUUCCCCUGUAUAAACAUUUGGCUGAUUUAGCAGGCAACAGCAACAUUGUUCUGCCAGUGCCAGCAUUCAAUGUCAUUAAUGGUGGUUCUCAUGCUGGCAAUAAACUUGCCAUGCAAGAAUUCAUGAUAUUACCCACAGGUGCUGCAUCAUUCAGUGAGGCUAUGCGUAUGGGCUCCGAAGUAUACCAUCAUCUUAAAAAAAUUAUUAAGGACAAAUUUGGUUUGGACUCCACUGCUGUAGGUGAUGAGGGUGGCUUUGCUCCUAACAUUCAAAACAACAAGGAUGCUCUGUUUCUUAUUCAAGAUGCUAUCAAGCAAGCAGGUUACACUGGCAAGAUUGAAAUUGGAAUGGAUGUAGCAGCAUCUGAAUUCUUCAAAAAGGGAACAUAUGAUCUUGACUUCAAGAAUCCCAACUCAAAUCCAGCUGACUACCUAUCAUCAGAGAAGUUGGCUGAAGUAUACUUAGACUUCAUCAAAGACUUCCCCAUGGUAUCAAUUGAAGAUCCCUUUGACCAAGAUGACUGGUCUGCAUGGGCAAGCUUAACUUCCCGCACCCCGAUCCAGAUUGUGGGAGAUGACCUUACUGUCACCAACCCAAAACGCAUUGCAACUGCUGUUGAGAAGAAGGCAUGUAACUGUCUAUUGCUUAAGGUGAACCAAAUUGGAAGUGUUACCGAGUCCAUUGAUGCUCACUUGCUGGCUAAGCAAAAUGGUUGGGGCACUAUGGUAUCCCACAGGUCUGGUGAGACAGAAGAUACAUUUAUUGCUGAUUUGGUGGUUGGUUUGUCUACUGGGCAAAUCAAGACUGGAGCUCCAUGCCGCUCUGAACGUCUUGCUAAGUACAACCAGAUUCUACGUAUUGAGGAGGAACUUGGAGCAGAUGCCAAAUAUGCUGGCAAAAACUUCCGUAGACCUGUUUAAAUGUUCAUAUAUUUAUGUCAAGAGUAUAUUUCAAAAGUUAAAUCCUAUUUUUAUCUUAUAACCCAUACUCUUGUUAAUUAUUCUGUCAAUACUAUGUGUAUUGCCUUUAGAUACUGAAGUCAUAUAAUGAUUUUAUAUCAGAUGUGUAACUGGUUUAUACAGAAAUUCUUUAUUAUUGCAAAUGCUUUUAAAAUAAUUUGCUGUGGCUUUGAGUAAAUGUUGAAAAGUGUGACUAUUUUAAUUUAAGUGAAAGUGAAAAUGUAAUAAUUUAAAUAAACCAUAUAUGUAUAGCAA